This is a messenger RNA of Acaulospora colombiana, 208 nucleotides long. The record is from the annotation of a GenBank genome assembly. Lineage: Eukaryota; Fungi; Glomeromycota; Glomeromycetes; Diversisporales; Acaulosporaceae.
UAAUGAACACAAGGAGGAAGUUGACCAAGCGCUGAAAUCAUUGUUACCUAAUACGAACAUAGCAAAACAUAAGGAAGCAGAUAUUACAUGGCUAGAAGAUCAAUUGCAGCAGGCAGAAAACUUAAUUGAUAAGAUUUCGGGUUGGAAGAAUGAAUUUAAGGAUACCAUGAAAUCGACUAGUUCUGAACCGGAUUAUUAUCAAUUUUGA